Kwoniella shivajii is the source of this 591-nucleotide messenger RNA. RefSeq lists its product as uncharacterized. The record is from RefSeq and is a predicted model, not a curated record. Gene Ontology annotation, cellular component: cytoplasm; nucleus. The coding region runs from base 1 to 591 and encodes 196 amino acids. Gene Ontology annotation, molecular function: ATP binding; ATP hydrolysis activity; AMP kinase activity. NCBI's taxonomy places the organism in Eukaryota, Fungi, Basidiomycota, Tremellomycetes, Tremellales, Cryptococcaceae. The transcript has 3 exons.
AUGACAACGCACCAUCCACGGCAAUUCCCAAUAAUACUGAUCACCGGUACACCCGGUACAGGUAAAACCUUACAUUCGGCAUUAUUAUCACAAGAGAUGUCGGAUUCGGAAUCACCUAUGAAACAUGUGAAUAUAGGUGAUGUGGUGAAAGAGAAUGGGUUUCAUGAAGGAUGGGAUGAUGAGUGGAAUUGCUGGAUAGUGGAUGAAGAGAGAUUAUUAGAUCAUCUAGAAGGUGUCGUUAAUCCAGAAUCAGGUCCAGCGGAAACUGGCUUCAUAAUAGAUCAUCAUGAUCCUUCUUUAUUCCCCGAACGAUGGAUUGAUCUAGCUGUAGUAUUGACAUGUGAUAAUUCAGUUUUACAUGAACGUCUAACAUCCAGAAAUUACCCAUCAAACAAAAUAACAGAAAACGUUACAGCAGAAAUAAUGCAAACAUGCCUAUCUGAAACUCGAGAAUCGUACGACGAAGAAAUUAUCGUUGAACUGACUUCUGAAGGUAAAGAUGAUAGUGAAGUCGAGGAAAAUGUAGGAAGGAUAGUUUCGUGGAUUGAACAAUGGAGAAAAGAUAGACAAGGAGGUGUACAUGGCCAAUAA